Molecule: messenger RNA, 1049 nt
Organism: Morus notabilis
Lineage: Eukaryota; Viridiplantae; Streptophyta; Magnoliopsida; Rosales; Moraceae
Exons: 5
Coding region: 201-761 (186 amino acids)
Biological process (GO): chloroplast organization; thylakoid membrane organization
Cellular component (GO): chloroplast
Source: RefSeq, a predicted model, not a curated record
GUUUCCUCUCUCUCUCUCUCACAUAUACGCGCGAGUCCUUUUUGCCCAAAAUUCCCAAUCGCUCACCGGAGUCUCGAAACCCCAAUCUGCAAAUCCCGAACAAUCCACCGACCUCAGCGUCUUCCGCCGCCGUCGGGCACCGUCCGAUAGUGAAAUUGUGAGUUUAGGGUUAUUUUUGCUGUCAGUCAUUUAUCGUCACGAUGUCAAUAUGUACGGCAGCUCCAAGUAAUGUUGUCAACUCACCUCAAUUAGCACCAGCAAGAAUAGUGGGAUCUAAGCAACGAGGCAAAGCCGAUCUAGGAAGCGUCUGUUAUCAGUUUCAUCCAUUGGUUGCUAGAAGUGGACAAGUUCAGAGUGUUAGGUUAGAACCGGUUCAGAAUGUCAAGUUGGAACCAAUUGAGCGUGGUACAUGCUUUGCUUUUGCGGGAACAAGAAAAGCAGUCACGCACUCUACUCUCAGACAGUCUAGCGCUUUCAUAUGUGCUGCUGCUUUGAAUGCCAGAUGCAGUGCGGAGCAAACCCAAACAGUUACACGUCAGGCUCCAACAAUGACUCACAUUCCAGCCAAGGACAAGUUACCAGAUCUUGAUGAUGGUGGGACUGGAUUCCCACCUCGUGAUGAUGGUGAUGGUGGCGGCGGCGGCGGUGGCGGUGGGGGCAACUGGUCUGGUGGAUUCUUCUUUUUUGGGUUUCUUCUUUUUCUUGGCUUCUUGAAGGAUAAAGAGAGUGAAGAACCUUACCGAGAUGAAAGGAGAAGAUGAGGCAAAGUUUUGAUAUCUACGUAAGUGUGGAUAUUUAGCUUAAAUUAAUAGCUUGAGGGUUAAGGACUAUGGUUUCAUUUUUCCUAUACCGAUGAAUAUUUACUAGCAUUCAAUUGUUUAGGAAAAUGUUGUGAAUUGUUCACAUACUCGUGAAAUGUUCAACUUGAACUAUGAUGAUGAGCAAGUAGUUCUUUGUAAGCAAUGUUAAAAUUUUGUGCCCAACUAGAAUCUUCUUUGUGUUUAUUCUUUAUUCACUAGUUUAAGGCACGUUCUCAUCUUUUUAGUUUA